Messenger RNA from Gongylonema pulchrum, 369 nucleotides. Lineage: Eukaryota; Metazoa; Nematoda; Chromadorea; Rhabditida; Gongylonematidae. The record is from the annotation of a GenBank genome assembly.
GCUCAGCCAAUGCCGACAGCAGCAGCAGCAGUAGCAACAGGUGCAGCCAGAGAAGGGGCGCUUGCUGGAAACAGAUAUGAUGUGGUACCGGGCGAUGAUGUGCCACCUCCAGCACCAACUUCACAACCACCACCAAUGCGUUUCAGUGGUGUACACAUUGAAAGAUACGAUGAGCCACCUCUUGAGGCAGCACAAGUGACAACAACAGUACCACAAGGUGAUCCGCUUUCUCCGCCAACACAUCCGCUUGGCUCAACAGGCAUCACAGCUGUUGCUAUCUAUGAUUAUCAGAAACAGGAUGACGAUGAAAUAAGCUUCGAUCCAGACGAUAUUAUUACGAACAUUGACAAGAAUGUUUUCGGAGUCUAA